Molecule: messenger RNA, 630 nt
Organism: Pseudozyma flocculosa PF-1
Lineage: Eukaryota; Fungi; Basidiomycota; Ustilaginomycetes; Ustilaginales; Ustilaginaceae
Exons: 2
Coding region: 1-630 (209 amino acids)
Biological process (GO): mitophagy
Molecular function (GO): mitochondrion autophagosome adaptor activity
Source: RefSeq, a predicted model, not a curated record
AUGCCGCGUCGAUCCUCUUCGCUAACUUCGUCCGCCACUUCUGUCGCCUCGUCUUCGGCAUCGAGCGAUGGCCGUGACUCGUACAAGUCUCCGCUUUCGGCCCUGCCGGCGGUGCCCGACCUGCGCUUCGAGCAGUCCUACAUCUCGACCAUCCGCGGCUUCCUACACGAGACCGACAAAGAGCAGGCGCAGCAAGAAAAGAGCGAGGAGCUCGAUGAGAAGCGCUCUUCGGGGCAGAGAGACGAUGCCGAGGGCGAGGUCGAGGUCGGAGACGAGAGCAGCAGCGCAGCGCCCCAAAAACCACACCACCUGCAAAGGACCCGGGCAAGCGACGGCGAACGAGAGAUCUGGAUUGGCGCCCUAAGGGUCGAGUGGGUGCCGCUCCUCUACGUGACGAUCCGCGAUCAGGUUCUCUCCCCCCUUGUCCAGGGCGCCGUAUGGGGCAUCGGGUCUAUCCUCCUCGGCAAGUUUAGCGCAUUCGUCCGGACGGGCCUGCAGCAAUCGAGAGAGCAGCGAAGCCGGCAGCCGUCGCAGGCAAGACAAGGGGCUGCGUCGACAACAACGAGCCGUCAGAGGUCAGGAGGACUGCUUGAUGCUUUAGGUCUGACAGGGGCCAGGCGAAGGCCAUAG